Molecule: messenger RNA, 231 nt
Organism: Phaeodactylum tricornutum CCAP 1055/1
Lineage: Eukaryota; Bacillariophyta; Bacillariophyceae; Surirellales; Neidiaceae
Exons: 1
Biological process (GO): iron-sulfur cluster assembly
Cellular component (GO): mitochondrion
Molecular function (GO): iron ion binding; iron-sulfur cluster binding
Source: RefSeq, a predicted model, not a curated record
ACAAUUGACGGGGUUGAUAAAGUUCUCGACGAGGUGCGCCCUUAUUUGAUUUCCGAUGGUGGAAAUGUAUCGGUGGAAAGCGUAGACGCAGAUUCGCAAACGGUAUAUCUGAAGCUUGAAGGAGCGUGCGGGUCUUGUUCAAGUUCAACGGUCACAAUGCAAAUGGGAAUUGAGCGUGUACUGAAGGAGAAAUACCCCAAUCUGAGGGAGGUUUUACAGGUAGAAGAUGAC